Molecule: messenger RNA, 1608 nt
Organism: Pecten maximus
Lineage: Eukaryota; Metazoa; Mollusca; Bivalvia; Pectinida; Pectinidae
Exons: 5
Coding region: 1-1608 (535 amino acids)
Biological process (GO): cyclic nucleotide biosynthetic process; response to oxygen levels
Cellular component (GO): guanylate cyclase complex, soluble
Molecular function (GO): guanylate cyclase activity
Source: RefSeq, a predicted model, not a curated record
AUGGACGUUAAACAUGGACGGGGCUCGGAGCGAGGAAAAAGCAAGGUCAAUCCCCUUAUAGGAUCGCUUAUAUUUGACAGAGAUGUGAUGCUGGACGGCCCAGUGACAAUGUCAGGAAAGCGAGUACAGAUGGCCAUCAUGCUGUGUCUAACAGUUUUACCUAUUCUGGUGCUUUGGGCUUACAGCGUCUUCACCCUCACCGACACCAUCCACAAAAAGAUUGAAAACCAAAGGACCAAGAACAAUGUGCAAUUGAGUGUAGAGCUCGGCAAACUGGUACAUCACCUUCAACAAGAACGCGAUAUGAAUAUACUGUAUCUAAGUGCCUUAGGGCCACAGACCAAGAUAUUUCUGUUGACAGAGUAUAUCCAGACCGACCGCGCUAUAUACUCUUUGUCGAAAUGGCCUGGCGAUUUUGAUGACAGGAACAGGGAGCAGUUCCAGUCUAAAGAACAUCUACAAAAACAUCUUUCAUUACAUAGACAAAUAAUCAGUAAAAAUAACUAUGAUUUGAACGAGGAAAUCGUUUUUUAUACGAGUAUAAUAGAUGCUGUGAUUGUGUGGCUCUAUAAGUCAAUAACAGAAGGGAAGGUUGCACAGAUAUGGAAGACGCUUGUUGCUUACCUAAAAUUGACCAGCGGCAAACAGAACCUUGGAAUCGAGCGAGCUCUGGGCACCCUUUUCUUUAUCGACGGAAGAUUCCAGUCUCAGAAAACAUUUGAGAUGUACAACAACAGAAUCAAUCGUUUUCGGGCCUUCCACACUACCGCCGAGCUAUACUCCAGCAGGGUGAAUAGUCUGUAUACUUCAGAGGUUAACAAAUUCGGCGUAAAUGUGACGGAAAUCAUCAAUUACUACCGGCAUGAAAUCCAACACUAUACGGAAACGAAAAUGAUCGCUGAUAUCCAAACGGCACGCUUCUGGUUUGAUAACAUGACGCUGUACCUGGACACACUGCUCAAUGUGCAAAGAGAUUUAGGUUAUGAAAUAAUACAAAGUCUGGAUGUAGUCAUAGAACAGUCUACACAAGAUAUUACCAUUGGUGCUAUAUUUCUAGUCAUCGUCCUGCUCAUGUGUCCAUUGGUGAUAUUCGCCACUGAGAAUCUAACCAGCGUCAUACAAAAGAACUCGCAUUAUCUUGCUGUGCGAACAGCGGAUCUUGCUCAUGCACAUACGAAAAUUAACAGAGUUCUCUCUGAAAUGAUGCCUUCAAUAAUCGCAGAAAAGAUUAAGAGCAAUCAAAAGGUAGACGUCGAAUACUUUCGAUCAGUAUCUAUCUUGAUGGUGGGUAUAUAUGGCUUUAAGGAAGGUCCAUCUACCCCUAAGGAGAUUGUUGAGAUAAUUGAAUGUCUAUACCAAACCGCAGAUUAUCUCGUCAAAGAGUUCAGGGUGAACAAACUAGACGGUGUGGAUGGCUCCUUCGUCGUCUUCUCAGGUUUUCCACAAAGGAAUAGCAUGGAACACUUGACGUUGAUAGCGGACUUUGCUUUGGAAUUAGUAGCAGACGUGAAGAGUCGAACAAAACUCAAGAACAACUUGACGAUAAAAUGUGGGAUGGACACAGUCGAGCUGGUUUCUGGUCAAUUAUCAGCGGACCUGCACCUGUAA